AUGGCCUCUGUUCCAUCUGCAAGUCAGUGGGGAUCCCCUAUUGCAAGCAAGAGAGCACUCCUCAUACAUGGUGGAAACUCGUCUUCGCACACGUUCCACCGUGUUGCAUCGAUGCUUGCGGCCAAAGGAUACUUGGUCGUUGCUCCUAACCUCCUUGGACAUGCUCUCAGGAUGCCUGGAGUUGACUUUCGAGCCCAGACAUUGGCUGACGACCUCUUGCCUUAUCUUCAGGCUGCUGAAUAUGAUAUAGUCAUCGGCCACUCAAUAGGCGGACUCGUAGUACUAUCGCUUCUCAAGUACCUGCCGAGAACCAGGCCCGUCUCAGUAGUUCUCAUCGAUACAUCCGUGGAGUUAAGUGCGGAGCAAAUGGCAGUAGUUCGGAGAGCCAAGGUACCUAACGAUGUCCGAGCCAAACCUAACCCCACAGUAGAAGAUUACAUGGCAUCGAACCCUCUAUGGACAAGAGAGGAUGCCAUUUGGAGAUCGUUGGGGAUCCAGAUCGGUAGAGCGACCAACUACGAUGAUCACAUGGAUGGUAACAUGCCAUGGUCGUUCUCGCAUUUGUUCGCAGACAGGCCUGCUGCUGCCACAUUGACGAUUCUGAUCGCAGAUCCGCAAUCUCAGGCUAAUGGUGCUUCGAAGCUGGAGGCUGUUGCAAAAUUCAAGGAGGUCAGAGCAGUGAUCGUUCCGAAUGUCUCGCACUGGAUACAUUAUGAAUUCCCGGAAGUGAUCGUUGAAGAGGCGCUGAGGAAUAUCGGCGAAGAGCAAGGCGAUGGCCCGUAA
Molecule: messenger RNA, 783 nt
Organism: Suillus plorans
Lineage: Eukaryota; Fungi; Basidiomycota; Agaricomycetes; Boletales; Suillaceae
Product: Alpha/Beta hydrolase protein
Exons: 3
Coding region: 1-783 (260 amino acids)
Source: RefSeq, a predicted model, not a curated record